UCUCAAGCACAGCCAGCGACAGUGAUCAUCAAGCAAGGAGCAGAAAAGUUCCCAAAUACAAAAUAUAACGUUAAAAUACUCGUGUACUACGAUUACGUGAUCGGGAUUUAAGUAAACGUGAUCGCGUCUAGUGUGAACGUUAACAGUGAAAUAUUUUGAGGAAAAUUAUUCUGUUGUUUAUAUAAUAACCCACAGCGGGCCAAGCAACAAAAGCCAAAAACCAAGAAAGCACAUAGCAAAAGAAAUAUUUAAGCAGAAUUAUAAAAGAAAAAUAGAAAAAUAUUCAUUUCUGGUUUGGUUUUUUCAGUCGAAACAAAUUGAGAAAUUCUCUAUUGUGUGAGUGUGUGUGUGUGCGUUGCUGCUCUACUCUACUCUUAGUGUGCGUGUCGGUGGGCCGCUAUAGUCGCUAUAUAGUUCAACAAAAUUUAGUGAGCGAGCACCGAACCAAGUGAAAGUGACCCCAAAGCAAAAACACACAAAAGAAUCAAGAAUCAAGAAUCAAACAAGAAGCAACAACAAAAAAUCAACACCUAAACAAAAUACAUAAUAUACUUAACAACACAAAAAGUGAGAAAUCGCCCAAAUUAACAAACAUGUCGGACAUUGAGGAUGUUUUCGGUGCCUCCGAGGAGCAGCAGGAGGAGCAGACCAAAGCUGCUGUCACCGAACCGGAUGCGGAGAGCAAAACCAGCGUUGUGACCGAGAGAACCGAGGAAGUGAUACCCGGCGAGAGCGAGAAAAUGGUCACCGAGACCAUCGAUGAGGAUGGCGAUGUUGUCGAGGAGACCACCGAAGUAACCCGCAAGACCGUCAAGCGUACCAUGAAAAUAACUGAGACUUCGUCCACAACAAAGACAACCACGCUCACCACGCCGGCCAAGCUGUAUGGCAAGGACUUGAGCGAAUACGAUGAUGUGGAUGUGGAGAGCCUGUUGGCGCAACUCUCGCCCGAAGAGAUAACCAUACUGGCCAAAGAGGUUGAUCCCGAUGACAACUUCCUGCCACCAGAUCAGCGCUGUGGCUAUGAGUGCACCAAGGAAGCCACCGGGCCGCUGAAUCGCAAACAGCUCAUUGAGCACAUCAACAAGCAGGCCAUCGAAACGCCCGAUCAACCGGAAUUCGAACCCUAUGUGCAGGGCAAGGUGCGUGGCAAGAAGUGGGUGCCACCGCCACGAGAUGCGCGUGAAAUUGAGGCAGAGGAACAGAUCGCCAUCGAUAUGGGCGAGGAGUAUGAGCAUGCGUUGAACGAUGCCACGCAGGAGGAGAUCAUUGAUUUGGCUGCCAUUCUCGGCUUCCACUCGAUGAUGAACCAGGAUCAGUACCAUGCCUCACUACUCAACAAGGGCCAGCCGGUUGGCUUGGGCUGGGAUGGCAUUACAAAGUCCACACAGCAGAAGCUGUUCCCCAGUGAUCCGCCCAACAGCACAGACGUUGAGGAGUCGAUUAAGCGUGUCAAGGACGACGACAACAAACUGAUUGACCUAAACUUGAAUAACAUUAAGAAUAUUUCGGAUGAGAAGCUCGAACAAUUGUUUGCCGCACUGCCUCAGAAUGAACAUUUGGAAGUUCUAUCGCUGACAAACGUCGGCCUGACCGAUAAGACAGCUCUCCUGCUCGCCGAAGCGAUCGAGAAAAGCAAAACCCUGAGAGUAUUAAAUGUUGAAACGAACUUUAUCAGUCCGCCCGUAAUUGUCAGGCUGGUGCAAGCCCUGCUCAAGUGUCACACCAUCGAGGAGUUCAGGGCCUCCAAUCAGCGAUCUGCGGUGCUCGGCAACAAGAUUGAAAUGGAGAUCACCAAUUUGGUGGAGAAGAACUCAUCGCUUCUGCGACUUGGCUUGCAUCUGGAGUUCAACGAUGCCCGUCACCGUGUCGCCGCCCAUCUGCAGCGCAACAUCGACAGAAUCGUUCGCGUGCAAAAAUUGAAACCGAAUUUGCCGAAAUUGAUAUUGCCUAGCAACGAGGAGAUUGAACGUGAGCUGGGCCGAUCGUGUUAUGGAUCGGCCACGCCCUCGCCGUCACCAUCGCCAUCCCCAUCGCCACAGCCACCGGCGGACUAUGAUGUGGAGGUCGAUCCCGACAACAUGGUCAUACGCGGUGGCGGCGAUGCCUACGAUCCAGAGAUCGAUCCCGAUAACAUGGUGGUGCCGGGCAGUCGUGCCGUAACGCCCAACUACGACGACGAGGGCGUCUUUCAAGCGCACACUAAGAAAAGAUCUUGAGUUACGCCUGCAGUUCAGAUUUUUCAAUAACCUGCAAAGAAAAUCAACAAGAAUUCAAUAGGAGCGAAAUCGCAGAUAAAAAACAAAAGAGAAUUUAAAACUAAAUCAAAAGAAACAAUCAAAGCAACUAAAAACUAAACAAACAUUUUUAAAGAGUUUUGUAAUUUUAAAAAAAGAAGAAAACAAUCAAAAGAUAAUUAAAGUUGAAAAGUGUAAAAAAAAUAUAUAUAAAAUCGAACAAAAAGCAAAAAAACACAAUAAGAAACAGCAGCUGCAAAUGCUCGCGACAAAAAAAUAUAUAUAUAUAUGUUAGAGAGACCAAGAAGUAAAUAAUAUAAACUAUAUACACAUACAUAUACACAUAUACUACAUAUUUAUAAUGCGCAGAACGAACCAUAUAUAUGUAAAUAUAUCUACGAUAUGAAAGAGGAAGGCAAUGAAAGAAAAUACUAUAUAGAGAGAAGUCACAUACAUAUAUUUUGAAACUGAUUUACGACAAAAGUCUCACAGCAAACAAAACAAAAUAAAAAGCAAACUCUUUAGGCGUAAUGUGUAUAAUUUUGUCUAAUUAAUUAACACACAGUACGUGUGAAACGCCUGAAUCAGCGUAAAUAAAAAGACACAAUCAAGCAACAACAAGAGCAACAACAACAAUAAGAACAACAUCAACAAUUUGUGUGUCUCUGUGUGUGUUUGUUUCUAUUGUCCAACUUUCUACUAAUUACCAACAAACCAGCAACACCACCAACAACAACAACAACAACAUCAAGAACAACACCAAUUGAAGAAACAACAACUGCAACAAGAUUCUACAACAAAACCAGCUAUGUGAUUUCCCCCCUCCUCUUGUAAAACAACAACAAUUGCAACAACAACACCGAAAACAACAACAACAACAACAUUGAACCCAGACCCAGACUACACCCACCAAAAAAAAAAAAAAAACAACCAACCAACCAACUAGCCAACCAGCCGCAAACUAACACCGAAGAAUGAUGUUAACAUGCAUUGGUCGCCAGCGUCGUAUGGGACAUCUGAGCAGGAAUUAUACCAUUGGCGUUUGGCAAUAGGCACCGAGACGUUCUGGAGCAUCUGGGCUGACUAUUACCAUAUACUCAUCUAUGUAUACAUCCUAUACAUGCUUAUAUGAAUUAUGUAGCUUAUACAUAUAUAUGUACGUCGUCAUCGUCGUUGUUGUUGUUGUUGAGACGCCCUCGCCCUCAGCUGGUUGCUCAUCUUUUGUUCAAUGUUUGUUGCGUUCGAUCAUUUUACUUUAAUUUAUUUUUACAAAAAUUCUUUUAUUUUUUUUGGGCCACAAUUUAUGGGCUCUGUGUUCGGUUAUCAUAAGCCUAAUCAUUUGUUUGUUAUUCGAGUUAUGCAAAUGUUUGUUGUCACACACACACACACACAGAUAAACACUUAAAAAUUAAAUUCAUGUUAUCUCAAUACGAUACACAAACAAUUGGCAUUACAACAAUAACCAAAAA
This is a messenger RNA of Drosophila nasuta, 3706 nucleotides long. It is a transcript of the gene tmod, whose product is annotated as tropomodulin. The record is from RefSeq and is a predicted model, not a curated record. Bases 594 to 2219 code for a protein of 541 amino acids. NCBI's taxonomy places the organism in Eukaryota, Metazoa, Arthropoda, Insecta, Diptera, Drosophilidae. The transcript has 9 exons. Gene Ontology annotation, biological process: pointed-end actin filament capping; actin filament organization; myofibril assembly. Gene Ontology annotation, cellular component: cytoskeleton; myofibril. Gene Ontology annotation, molecular function: tropomyosin binding.